UAGUCCUAAAAAUCACUUUCCGGCAGUGUGGCGGGGCCCCUCCGUCUGGUGUCCGCCUGGGCCGUGGGUUGAGGGGAGGUGGAAGGUUCGAGUCCCCCCGAGGGAUGAGCCUGUUCGACCUUUUCCGGGGGUUUUUCGGAUUCCCGGGACCUCAGAGACCCAGGGAUCCCUUCUUUGGAGGGAUGACUAGAGAAGAGGAUGAUGAAGACGAGGAGGAAGAAGGAGGAGUAGGGGCUCCCUGGGGUGCCAGGUUCGGAGGCCCCAGGUCCCCCGAGGACUUCACUUUUGGCUUUAGUUUUGGCCCUGGAGAUGAAAUGCAUUUCCACGAUAACUUUGGCUUUGACGAACUGAUUCGGGAUUUCAACCGUAUUUUCGGAGACAUGGGGGCCUGGACCCUGCCCUCCCGCCCCCCUGAGCUCCCAGGCCCAGAGCCAGAGGCCCCACAGGAGAAGCGGAGGGAGGGGGAGACUAUCCGGGAUUCGAUGCUCAAGUAUCCAGAUAGUCACCAGCCUAGGAUUUUCAGUCGGGGCUUGGACAGUGAUCUGGGGCACUCAUCUCCCAAAGCUGUCCCAGAUUGGGACUCCAAGAGGCCUUUGCAUGGGUUUGAUGACAUAUGGCCAGUGACCCCUGAUGCUAGAACCAGAGAGGACAAGGAUCUUGAUUCCCAGGUCUCAAAGGAGGGCCUGGGUCAAGUCCUACAGCCCCAGCCUAAAUCAUACUUCAGAAGCGUCUCUGUUACAAAGAUAACUGGGCCAGAUGGGACGGUGGAGGAGCGGCGCACUGUCAUAGAUAGUGAGGGCCACAAAGAAACCACAGUAACCCGUCGAGAACCAGAUGGCAGUUCUAGAGAUGGGUACCUUUCAACAGAUGUGGAUUUCCAAACAAGAAUAUGAAGAAGGAGGAAAACAAUGAGUAGAAAGGAAAUGGUCUUAAAAGCAGUUCUGAAAAUAAAACAAAACAAAAAAGAUGGCCUUCCCUCCGAUCCCUUUUGUUUCAUAUCUUUAGUAUUAUCAGGAACAAAAAUUCUCUUCUAGAAUAUUUAUACAUUUUUGCAUACUUCAAUUUCCAUUUAACAAAUGUUAAAGCCUUUAACUGGUCAUAUAACCUAAAAUGAGUUUGCCUUCCUUGUAAAGAACUAAUUCCUAUAAGCCUCUUAU
Molecule: messenger RNA, 1157 nt
Organism: Dromiciops gliroides (monito del monte)
Lineage: Eukaryota; Metazoa; Chordata; Mammalia; Microbiotheria; Microbiotheriidae
Gene: HAX1
Product: HCLS1 associated protein X-1
Exons: 7
Coding region: 105-893 (262 amino acids)
Biological process (GO): negative regulation of apoptotic process; regulation of actin filament polymerization
Cellular component (GO): apical plasma membrane; actin cytoskeleton; sarcoplasmic reticulum
Source: RefSeq, a predicted model, not a curated record